GUGGGAAUGGCAGCAAGCAUUCUCCCCUCGAGGUCGACAUAUCAUCAAGUCGUCAACGCAACAUGAGGAGUUUUUUUUUAAGCACUGCGCUUGAGCCGAGCCAGGGGCAGGGAUCCCGACGCUUUUCCCGAUUCGGAAGCCAAGCCUCAAUUCCUGCAGGUGGCGCUCGGCUCAUUCGCUAGCGUCUUCGAUCCACCCCCAGGGACCAGUUUGAGAUUCGGGCGUCUCCAUCGUUGACCCGCUGAAUGGGUCAUCGAGGCGUCGAGACUUUUCACUGCAGGCGAUUAGGCGAUUUGUAAUGCGUAAUGUCCCCGCCGAACACCUUGCCGGGCUCAAUGGCGUAACCGAACCCACAACCCAAACGCCAAACAUGACCACACUUAUAAGAUGGCUAGAUCCUCCUCUUUCCGAGGUCGCGAUGGUCGUCAACCUGGGCCUCUGCAUGAAGCUGUCGUCAACAGAUCACUACGUGCCUUGUAAUGGCAACAAUGGCAAGAGCUCCCUUGGCCCACGAUGGUGCUGCUCUGGAGGAGCAGAUUGACCUCGAAAAGCUGGGCCGACAGCGGCCUGCGGUAUUUUCGUCGACCUUGUCGGAGAUUCUGUUCUGCUUCUCGCUGCUGACGACGUCGAUGAUGGCGGAGUACUUCAUCAGCGGCUUCAACAUCGUCCUGCCCGCCAUCUCUGACUCUCUCUCCAUCCCACCCGACUCACGCACCUGGCCGACGAGCGUCUUCGCCCUCGUGACGGGCGCCUUCCUGCUCCCCUUCGGCCGCCUCGCCGACAUGUACGGCGGCCACGCCGUCUACGUCGGGGGCCUCGCCUGGCUGCUGGUGUGGUGCCUCGUCGGCGGCUUCAGCACCAACCCGGCCAUGAUGAUCGUCACGCGCGCCGUCGCCGGCCUCGGCCCGGCCGCCUUCCUGCCCGCCAGCAUCAUGCUCCUCGGCAAGACGUACCGCCCGGGCCCGCGCAAGAACCUCGUCUUCAGCCUGUACGGCGCCUGCGCCCCGCUGGGCUUCUUCUUCGGCAUCAUCAUGGGCGGCGUCACGGCCCAGUGCCUGACCUGGCGGUGGUACUUCUUCCUGGGCGCCAUCGUGCUGGCCGUCGUCGUCGCCACCUCCGUCUUCUUCGUCCCCAGCGACUGGAACGAGGAUCGGCCGGCAGGCGUCAAGAUGGACUACCUCGGCGUCGCGACCACCGUCCCGGGCCUCGUCCUGCUCGUCUUCGCCAUCACCGACGGCGCCCACGCCCCCGACGGGUGGAAGACGCCGUACAUCAUCGUGACCUUCAUCCUCGGCGCCAUCUUCAUCGGCGCGGCCGUCUACGUCGAGGGCUGGGUCUCAUCCCAGCCGUUGCUCCCCUUUGACAUGUUCAAGCCCAAGUACAUGAUCCGGAUGGUGAUCGCCCUGUUCUUCUGCUACGGCGCCUUUGGCAUCUUCUUGCUGUACGCGAGCUUCUACAUCCAGGAGAUCAUCGGAAAAGCCCCACUCCUCACAGCCGUCUGGUUCGCCCCGAUGGCAGCCGGGGGUAUCGUGCUAGCCACGGUGGGCGGCUUCACGAUGCACUUCCUCCCGGGGCGAGUCCUCCUCGUGAUCGCGGGGCUAGGGGGCAUCGCGCAGAUGCUCCUCUUCGCCGUGAUGCCCGACUACGCCGGGCCCCGAACCUUCUGGGCCUUCGUGUUCCCGGCCAUGAUCGGUGCGACCCUCUGCAUCGACGUCGUGUACAACGUGUCCAACGUGUACAUCACCACCAACGUGCCGCGCCACCGCCAGGGCGUCGCCGGCGCCGUCAUCUUCAGCCUGCUGUUCCUCGGCACGAGCUUCUUCCUCGGCCUCGCCGACGUCGCCGUCGCCGAGUCCGCGGCCAGGGGCAAGGGCCUCAAGGAGAGCUAUAAGGUUGCCUUCUGGUUCGGCACCGCCGUCGCCGCCGUGGUGCUGGUCCUGUUCUUCUUCAUCAGGAUCGGCUCGGCUAAGAGCGAGCUGUUGUUCGAGGAGAGGGAGAGGGUCCAGAGCGAGGAGGAGAGUCGAUGAUGCGCGCGCGGACACAGACACAGAGAAGGACUUGAUGAUUUGACGAGAUAUGAUCUUAGUAGUUUUGCAUCUUGUUGGGGCAAGGCGGAAGGCUAAUUUAAUGGGUUUUGCAUAUUUGAUAGACCGACUAUAUACACCAUCUAGGUUGUUAAAUAGAAGUCAGACAUACCACUCCAAAAUAGAGGAUGGGAAGGCUAGGGAUAGAGGCAUCGCGCGGUGGAGAGGCCUGGAUAAACAAGGAUAUAAUACAUAUGGGUAAUACAUCAGUCGGAUCUAUGUAUCCUUGCAAAACUUCUCCGCACCAGCACCCAUCAAUACGGUGCCGGGAACUUCAAGGAUUUAGUGCCCAUACGUGCUCAUACACGCUCCUUCUUGAGGGCCUGCCAUAUCUUCCACGGCAGCU
Phialemonium atrogriseum is the source of this 2430-nucleotide messenger RNA. Its product is annotated as MFS general substrate transporter. The transcript has 3 exons. Gene Ontology annotation, molecular function: transmembrane transporter activity. The coding region runs from base 480 to 2027 and encodes 515 amino acids. Gene Ontology annotation, cellular component: membrane. The record is from RefSeq and is a predicted model, not a curated record. Gene Ontology annotation, biological process: transmembrane transport. Lineage: Eukaryota; Fungi; Ascomycota; Sordariomycetes; Cephalothecales; Cephalothecaceae.